AUGGCGGCAGAUAGAGGGGGUGUCACACCCGGCUCCAGCAAAGCCGACAAUCUCUACAGCGCCCUCUCGGCCAUGGCCAAGCAGGACUUCUCGGCCCUGGCCCCCAACCUCCCAGAGACCCAGCGAGUGAACGUGCUGAUGACGGGGAACUGGAUCCACAUACUCUGGUGGCAGUUUGCUCUGAGCCACUACCAGAUGUCUAGCCGCAUGGAUGAUGCAAUGCUCUCCAUGCUGAAGCCUGCCAAGGUUGCCCACGAGGCCAUGCGCCUGCUCGGGUCUGUUUCUCAGCAGGCCAUUCGGACCCACGGAUAUGGCCUAGAGCUGAAAGUAUUCCGUAUUGCCGAUGCUCUCAUCGACAUCCUAGCUUGCAACACGUGGUUGUCUAGCUCCCUACAGCCCGGAUGCAAUAGUAUGCUUCUGGGGGCCAGAGAUGUACUGCACUCUCUUCAGAAAGCACUUUUGCUCAUUGGUGGGCCGGAGUCUUUGUUUCACAAGAAGUUGAUGCUGGUUAUGGCCGAAUCACAAUUACCGGUGCCGAAUGUCAAGGCUUUGACGCCGGGCGAGGAAGACGAAUGCGUUGAGGAUUUAUAG
Molecule: messenger RNA, 591 nt
Organism: Colletotrichum tamarilloi
Lineage: Eukaryota; Fungi; Ascomycota; Sordariomycetes; Glomerellales; Glomerellaceae
Product: AflYd/sugR/sugar regulator
Exons: 2
Coding region: 1-591 (196 amino acids)
Source: RefSeq, a predicted model, not a curated record